UCAAAUAAGACUCGAAAGUAGCACGGAACUCUUCAACGUCAAAUGGUAUCAAAAAAAAGUAUGAGCGCACCAGUUUUGCCAUCCCUGACAUAGAAAAAAUCACAGAAUUAUCCACGGAAAACACACAAAAACUGAUGGAAAAACAUAUUGUUAUUUAAGAAAAGAGACAAAAAAUUAAAUAAAUAUUAUUAAAUAUUAGAAAAACAAAUGUGGAAAAUUCUGCAAAUAACUAAAAUAAAAUUAGUUAAAGUGUAAAAACAAUUACAUACAAGGAAAAAAGUGGUGACUUUUUUAGUGGUGCAUUAUGGCGGUUAAGGUACAAUUUCAAAUUGGCCAUACUUCAAAGUUACGCAGCAAGAAAACAGUUGAAGGUUUUACCCACGACUGGGAGUUAUAUGUUAAGGGUGUUCAGCAGGCCGAUAUAAGUGCAUUUGUGGAAAAAAUUAUCUUUAAUUUACAUGAAUCAUUUCAAAAACCUAAAAGAGUCUGCAGCAAACCUCCCUAUGUCAUACAGGAGUCGGGUUAUGCUGGCUUUAUUGUCUUUAUAGAUAUACAUUUUCGCAAUCGGGACGAACCCAAGAAGGUGCAAUUUAAUUAUGAUCUAGAUUUACAACAAACGGGGCCUCCCCAACAUCGUCAUGAUGUUAAAACGUUUAUAUUCGACAAUCCCUCAGAGGAAUAUCGUCAAAAACUUCUAAAGGGUGGUGGUGUGCCAGUAUCGGGUGUGGUGGGGGGACCAGCACCCUCGCUUAAUAACAAUGUGCCUGCCUUACCACCGUCCACUUCGUUAAAUCAUUCUCCGGGAGAUGGUCAUAAGACACAAAUGUCAGAGGGUAAAAAACACAAGUCAAGACCAGAUGAUACGCGAUCAAAUUCGUUUGCUAAUCUCUUUGGACCACCGAUUACUAAAACUACAACAGUAGCAGGUACAGCACCUAGCAAACAUUCGCCUGAUAGUAAAAUAUCUCCGGGUCAUGUAUCGGGGGCACAUCAAUCUUCUUCAGGAUCAACUUUACCUGUUACAAAAGAAAAAUCUUCUAAAGAUAAAGAGAAAUCCUCGGAAAAGUCUAAAGAACGUUCGGAAAAGAAGGAAAAACAUCACAAGCAAUCUGUCAAUAGUCCCCACAAAGAGGGUAGAAGUGAAUCGAAAAAAUCGGACAACAGUAAACAUGAGAAACGAGAUAAAACUGAGGAAAAGUCUAAGAAAGAUAAAAAUCGCGAUAAGGAUCGUGAUAGGGACCGUGACAAGUCUUCGGCAGUCAAUGCUAACAGCAAUAGCAAAAGACCCUCAAGUCCUAAAACUGCAAGAGAACACAGCCCGCAUAAAUCAAUACCCAGCAACACGUCAACAGUUGCAACAAAUGCGAAUAACACAAAUUCUGUGCCGCGGCCAUCUUCAAGUAAUAGUGGCAAACUAGAAGAAAUUAAAACCUCUUCAAAAUCAUCUAAAGAUUCCACCGGAGAGGGGAAAUCGAAAGAAACAAAACAGAGAGAAUCAUCUUCAUCCUCCAGUGGUAAAAAAUCUAAAAAAGAGAAAAGAGACAAAGACAAGGAGCGUGAUAAAGAAAAACGCCAUGAAGAAAGGGAGAAACAAAAACUAGCUGAAAGUCAACAAAGAGCGGCUGUCAAGGAAGAAAGCAAUAAAGCCAACAACACAAUUAAUCCCUCUAACAAUAAUUCCUCUAACACAAAUAAUUUAGACAACAAAAACUCCAAAACUCCUAUAAAUCCCAUAAGCACAAACGCUCCAAAUCAGGCAAAUGAUGCAAACAAGAAACCAGAAAAGUUAGCCAAACAAGACUUGUUUAAAACAGGCGAUAACAAACCAGUUGCUCUAAGCAAUAAUGCAAACAAUUCUCUUGCUCCACCAACCUCUCAUACAGCUCAACACACCGCAUCGGAGAAAAAAUCCUCUUCAUUAAAUUCCAAUACAAAUGUCCCCGAAAAAGAUAAACGUUCGCACAAACACAAAAAGAAGGAAAAGAACAAGGACAAAGAUAAGGAUCGUGAAAGGGAUAAGGAACGUGACAAGGAUAAAGACAAAGAGAGAGAUAAAGACAAAGAUAAGGAUAAAGAAAAGGAAAAAGAAAAAGAAAAAGAGGCCAAAAAGGAAAAAGAGGCUAAAGAAAAACACAGUGAGGAAAAAUCCUCAGAAACUUACAAUACCAACCAACAAAGCUCCAAUGCUACAAAAGCUUUACCCCCAGCAGCAGCUCCAGCAGUUAAUAUAACAGAAGAGUCCUCGAAUACUAACUCUACAACUGUAACAAAUUCCUCCUUAUCAAUCAAUAAUACAGCACCCUACAAUAGCACCGCCAUAAACUCUUCUUCCUCCUCGACCUCUUCUACAAAAUCUUCAAAAAAUAAAGAGAAGAAAUCCAAAGAUAAAUCCAAGGAAGAAAAACACAAACACAAAUCAAAUGAUCAGGAUGCCAGUGAAUCUAAAGCAAAACAGGCUAAACUAGCAGCUAACAAUAGUACUGUUCACACCGGUUCUGCUGCUUCUCUAUCAACCUCCUCCUCUUCUUCAAGUGUCUCGGCGACAAUGACAAAUGCAACAACAAAUCCCCCGGCAGCUGCUAUGACAACGGAAGCCAGCCUUAAAACAGCAACAGACAAAAAUUUGAAUUUAGAUUUAAGCGAUACCGACAGUUUACCGGCUGCCACUAUGGAGGGGGUAACACCGUCGCCUAAUGAAUCUGCAACAACAAAGACAGCAUUACAAUCUUCGCCCAUUAUCACACAUUCGGACAGCUCUAAUUCAAGUUUUCCCGACUUACCGCUACCCAAACAACAGAAGCCAGCCCCAGCACAGGAGCAGCGGACAAAAACCUUUGCAGCUCCUCCUACAGUAGCAACGCCGGCGGCUCCCUUACAUUCACCAGUCUCAAAAGAACCCCCGAAAAUCGUUAAGCCGGCUGCCAAAGAAAAGCCCUUGGACAAACCUCCCAAAGAAGAAGAAAAGGAAAAGAAAAGACGUCGCAACUCACAGGCUGUAAAUACGUUUAUUGAACCUCCACUCAAGCAAUUAAAAACUAAAGAACAAACAAAACCCAUAAGAGAAAAAUCCCGAUCUCCAUCAUUACGCAACAGUGGCUCAAGAGCCAGUAUAUCAGCAGAGGCUUCUACCACAUUCUUACAACCGAGUGCUUCACCCUCGAGUACAGCGGCUGCAGCACCACUGCCACCACCCUCGUCAGCACCUUCGGCAGCUCAUUCACCCGCCUUAAGUGCCACCGAGGCUGUGGGUAAUGCUACUAGUGCUACUGCUAAUGCCGCCACCUGCAAUAGUAAUUCGACACCGUCAUCGACGACAAAUUCCUCAGGUUUGGCACCACCUCAUCAACUGCCUCUCGACUAUUUGAGUGAAUUACAAGAGUUGCAUCAUAAAAUUAUGACUCUACAGGAUAAUGAAGAUCUUCAGCAUGUGGUUGAACUAAUAGCGGCCACCGGCUGCUAUGAAAUUACAACAAAAACAUUUGAUUUUGAUUUGUGUAAAUUGGAUCGUGGCACUGUUCAGCGAUUGCAAGAGUUUUUUGCUACCUCAGUUUCGUGACAUAGAAUACAUGUGUAAGAAAGAAGAUGACAAUGAUGAUGAUUAUGUUGGUUAAAAUAAAUUUGUUUGAAGAAAUUCCAUUACAAUGUUUCUUUACAAAGGCUCUUUGGAAUAAACCUACAUACAAAACAUAUUUAUGCCUACAUUUAAGAAAACAAACUUAAAGUAAAAAAGGUAUUUUUUAACAACUUUAGAAAACAACAUUUUGUUGCACAAAAUUAAUUAAAACAAAAUAUAUAAAAAAAUAAAUUAACCAACAAUUGAACAAUGGAAAACAAUGAGUGCUUAAGUAUAAAAAUAAUUAUAAUGAAAUUAAUUUAUUAGUACUUUUUUUACAAAUAAAUAUCUUGACACACCCCAUAUGAUAAAAUAUUUAACAAACAACACACCAACCAAUUUAUUAUAUAU
Lucilia cuprina (Australian sheep blowfly) is the source of this 3964-nucleotide messenger RNA. RefSeq names its product general transcriptional corepressor trfA (gene ear). The record is from RefSeq and is a predicted model, not a curated record. Bases 305 to 3556 code for a protein of 1083 amino acids. Gene Ontology annotation, cellular component: super elongation complex. Gene Ontology annotation, biological process: regulation of DNA-templated transcription. NCBI's taxonomy places the organism in Eukaryota, Metazoa, Arthropoda, Insecta, Diptera, Calliphoridae. The transcript has 4 exons.